Messenger RNA from Mycotypha africana, 1563 nucleotides. RefSeq names its product WD40-repeat-containing domain protein. Lineage: Eukaryota; Fungi; Mucoromycota; Mucoromycetes; Mucorales; Mycotyphaceae. Gene Ontology annotation, biological process: peptidyl-serine dephosphorylation. Gene Ontology annotation, molecular function: protein binding; protein phosphatase regulator activity. Gene Ontology annotation, cellular component: protein phosphatase type 2A complex; cytosol. The transcript is spliced from 10 exons. The record is from RefSeq and is a predicted model, not a curated record. Bases 141 to 1436 code for a protein of 431 amino acids.
GCGACACAUUCUAAUCUGCCCCCUUUUUAUAUCUUCCGUUUCUCAAUUUUUUUUUCCCCUUUUUCUCAGUUCACACUAAGCAGAAACUUAAAUUGCUAUACACGGGUCUAUUAGACGUACACUUUUUUGAAAACUAAAACAUGUCAGCAACUAAUGAAGACGAAAAGAAAUGGAAAUUUGCUCAAUGCUUUGGUGACAAAGGCGAUUCAGAUGACAUAACUGAAGCCGACAUUAUUUCAGCUGUAGAGUUUGACCAUACAGGUGAUUAUUUAGCAACCGGUGACAAGGGCGGUCGUGUUGUAUUGUUCGAAAGAAACGACACCAAAAAAAGCUGUGAAUACAAAUUUCAUACAGAAUUUCAAUCACACGAACCUGAGUUCGACUACUUGAAGAGUUUGGAAAUCGAAGAAAAGAUUAACAAAAUCAAAUGGUGUAGAAGAACAAAUGCUGCUCACUUUCUAUUAUCAACAAAUGACAAGACAAUCAAAUUAUGGAAAGUCUUUGAAAGAAGUAUCAAAGUGCCUCAUGAAUAUGAUAACAAUAUCACGCAGAGAGGCCUAUAUGUGCCAAAAGUGUUAUAUCAGGAUAAUGUAGUAGCAGCCAUUCCUAGAAGAAUUUAUGCAAAUGCUCAUGCGUACCACAUCAAUUCGAUCUCAGUUAACUCUGAUGGCGAGACAUAUAUCUCUGCUGAUGAUCUCAGAAUUAACCUUUGGAAUCUUGAUAUUUCCGAGCAAAGUUUCAAUAUUGUUGAUAUUAAGCCAGCAAAUAUGGAAGAAUUGACUGAAGUCAUUACUGCAGCAGAAUUCCAUCCUCAGCAAUGUAAUUUGCUUAUGUAUAGUAGUAGUAAAGGAACUGUUAAAUUGGCUGAUAUGAGAGAAUCUGCUCUAUGUGAUCAGAAUGCUAAAGUGUUCGAGGCCUAUGAAGAUCCCAAUACUAGAUCCUUUUUCUCUGAAAUUAUCUCAUCUAUUUCAGACGUGAAAUUCAGCCCUGAUGGAAGAUAUAUUCUAGCACGAGAUUAUUUGACUUUGAAAAUAUGGGAUAUCAAUAUGGAAAACAAACCAGUGCAAACCUUCAAUAUCCACGACAAUUUAAGAAGCAACCUGUGUGAUUUGUACGAGAAUGAUUGUAUCUUUGAUAAGUUCGAGUGUAUGUUUAGCGGUGACGGAAAGAACGUCAUGACCGGGUCUUACAGUAACAACUUCUCUAUUUAUAACCGAGAAACUAAUGCAGAAAUUUCACUCCAAGCAGACAAGAGCGCUUUCAAAGCCAAGCGUUUAGGCUCCGCUAAGAACAAAUUAACAUUAGGACGUAAUGGUAAAAGAGAUGAUAUGGAGCCUAUGGAUUUCAAUAAGAAGAUUCUACAUGCAUCAUGGCAUCCUAAAGAGAAUGUGUUGGCUAUCGCCGCUACAAAUAACCUUUUCAUUUUCAAUGAAUAAUACCUUCUAUUAAAAUAUUUACCCUUUACUAUUUGAUUUUUUCUUUUCCUUCCUCUCUCAUCCCUUGGCUUCCCUCCUUAUACAUAACGUUGAAUAAAAAACCGAAAAAAUGAUAGUUCACUGAGAU